Messenger RNA from Fraxinus pennsylvanica, 402 nucleotides. The record is from the annotation of a GenBank genome assembly. NCBI's taxonomy places the organism in Eukaryota, Viridiplantae, Streptophyta, Magnoliopsida, Lamiales, Oleaceae.
AUGUAUGAAAGCCAAUUUCGGAAGCUUUACAAGGAGGAUCGACCUUCCUGUUCCGUGGUUAUGAAAACAUCAGUUGGAAUAGUGUAUCUUCUCACAUGUCUCUUAGAGCCUUUUAUGCCAUCAUUUUCCCUUGAGGUACUUAAACGGCUAAACUUGCCCCUUGAAACUCAAUUUUCACUUUCUGAUGAAAAAUCACCACUCUUCAGAGAACUGGGAAAUGUAGAAGUUGAGUUCUUCAGAGAGAAAUUUGCGGGAAGUCAAGCUGAUAGGAUUGUAAAGGCAGAAGCUGAAGCAAAGAAACUUGCUGACAAAUUGAAGGGAACUAACGUCUCAGAACCAGAACCUGUUGAGGAGAAACAGCCUAAGGGCUCUAUUGACAAAGGAGAAAACUUGGCUUUUUAA